CCGAAUACCGUAAAAAAUAUCAAAAAGAACGUCUCAACCCCACUUUUUUCAAAAUAAAUGAUCUAGUCUUAGCCCGAACACAUAAACUCAGUAAUAAAAUCGACAAAAAAAUAUCUAAAUUCUUCUUAUUAUACGAUGGUCCCUUUAAAGUAAAAAAUGUUAAAAAUGUCAACGCCUAUGAAUUAGUCAGCCCAGAUGAUGAUACGCCCCAGCAGCGGUAUUCUGUAACUCGAUAAGCUAGCUUAACGACAACUUUCGAUUCGUUACGCUAACGAAAAUUCUCUUAUCGAAUAUUAUCGAUAAAAGCGAUUCUGUACUACAGAUAUUCGUUAACCUAACAACUAUUUUCGUUAAAACUGUCGAUAGUGAAAAUAAAAUAUCGUUAACCUAAUACACCCAUCAAGACCCCUCGAUAAUACUUACCGGGGAUGGAUAAGAGGAAAAACGUCAUAUUUCGUGUUAUCAUUGAUCUGUUAUCGUGCAUUCGUACAAUUUUCAAAUUUUAAUCUUGCGAUUUUGGAAUUAAUAAUUAUUACUAACUCGUUCUCUCAGAUACACGUCAUGGCUCUAGAAUUUUUGAGGUGGGAACUGAUGCUGUUGGAAGAAAGGGUUAGAGCACAAGAACGGCGAAUCGAAAGAAGGGUUUUGAGAGAUACCCAAAAUCCUUUUGAUCUCCCUCAUGAAGAAUUUAUAUUUAUGUUUAGAAUAAGUCCUGAACUAGCAUUUGACGUGAUAAAUGCUAUUAGGCCUUUAUUACAAGGUAAACGUUCUUCAGGACUAUCUCCAGAAGUGCAAUUCCUAGUUACUGUUCAUUUUUACGCUCAAGGUAGUUACCAAAGAGGUUUGGGUGGUAAUUCUAUCCUUAACAUUAGCCAGCCAUCUGUAUGUCGGUCUAUUAGUAGUGUGACAAAUGCAAUUAACCAGCGUCUUUUGAGACGGUGGGUAAAAUUCCCAAUGACUGCAGUUGAACGACAAAAGGGUAGAGAAAAAUUUGAAGCUGCACCCCAACCAUUUGAAGGUACUUUAGGAGCAAUUGAUUGUACCCACAUCAAUAUUCUCGCUCCAGUUGUCCAUGAAGAGGCAUAUGUUAACCACCAUGGCAAUCAUUCGCUCAACGUUCAAGCAAUUGUUGACCCGGAUUUGAAAAUAUUGAACAUAAAUGCAAGGUAUCCUGGAGCUCGCAACGACUCAUAUAUAUGGAGUACGUCUGCAGUACGACGUGGAAUGGAAUUUCAUUAUAACAAUGGAGAACGUCGUACAUGGUUAAUUGGUGAUGCUGGAUACCCAUUAGAACCAUGGCUCAUGACACCAUUACCUCAUUAUCAGGAAGGGACACGUCAAUUUGAAUACACCAAAAAUCUUUGUAAAGCUAGAAAUGUGGUAGAACGAUUUUUUGGUGUAUUUAAAAGCGUUUGGAGGUGUCUUUCCUAUCAAAGAGUACUUAUGUAUGCUCCUAAUAAAGCAGGUAGAAUUGUAAAUGCUUGUGCUACUCAACAUAAUAUGCGAAUCCAUUAUAAUUUACCAAUCCCUGAAGAAGAGUUAGCUGGUGAACAAAAUGGCCAAAACAUACAUGAAAACAUAGAAAUACCAAAUAUUGAUCAACAAGGUGGACCUAGAGCGGUGGCUAAAAGAAUUCAAAGACAUAUUUUAGAUCAGUUUGAUCAUUUAAGAGAUGGGGAAGAGGAAGAUUAAAU
Molecule: messenger RNA, 1694 nt
Organism: Myzus persicae (green peach aphid)
Lineage: Eukaryota; Metazoa; Arthropoda; Insecta; Hemiptera; Aphididae
Product: putative nuclease HARBI1
Exons: 4
Coding region: 562-1692 (376 amino acids)
Source: RefSeq, a predicted model, not a curated record